Molecule: messenger RNA, 1026 nt
Organism: Psilocybe cubensis
Lineage: Eukaryota; Fungi; Basidiomycota; Agaricomycetes; Agaricales; Agrocybaceae
Exons: 4
Coding region: 1-1026 (341 amino acids)
Source: RefSeq, a predicted model, not a curated record
AUGCUGAAAGCAUUCAAAAUCAAGGAAUUCGACCUAGAGCCUAUCUACGCACAGUGGACCGAUGGGCCGGUUUUUACGGGAAACCCGAAGAAGGAUAUGCCGGUUGAGGAGUGGCUGGAGAAAAUCAAGGAGGGAUGUAUAGCGCGCGGCGUGCCGGAGGAAUACUGGUACAAAGUUGCACAACAUUUCAUGGGACCAAAGGCUAAAGCUCGUCUGGACGAGUUGAAGCAAGUCAUUGUAAAAGUUAAUGGAGGAAAGUACCGCUGGACUUGGAAAAAAUUCAAGAUCGCAGUGGUGAACUUGGGCUGGUCCAUCGACAAAGACGCCAAAGAAACCAUUAAAGUCCAACAAAAGGGCACGUCGUUGUGGUUCUUCAAGAAAAAAGAUACGACGGCCGUUGAGGCGCCAUCAGAGGCUGAAGAAGGGCCUGAAUGCCCUACACGAUCGACGUCAUCGACGUCAUCGAAUUCAACGUGGUUCUCAAAGAAAACUAUUGUGGAGGAGCCGGAAGAGAUCGAAACGCCGGGGGUUGCUGCAGCAGCGCAGCCCAAGUUAUCACGGGCCGCGACUUUCACCGGAUUUUGGCCAACACGCAUGAACACGAAGGAUGAAAAGGAGCUUCCAGCGAGACCACCGAACACACCAAACACCAAGGCCAAGUCCGACACGAUGAUCGUGGCCUCCAAAGGUGGCAGUAAACAGGAUGCUGUUGCGCCUCGUUCCCAAACAGACGGUGGUGAAGCCACGACUCAGGUGCCUGUGUGGCUCCUCAACGCGUGUAACGCCCUCGAGUUUAUCACCAGCGAGCAUCCGAAAGCAAUGAGUAUCAUAAGCGCAAUCCUUAUCACGGCAGGAUCGAUUCCAACGAUUCCAGCCAUCGCAGCUGGGGCAGGAGGUGCUGUAUUGGCCUCGGGUGCCGCACAUGCUAUUGGUGCAAUUGCAGUGGGUGUUGGUCAGGCGCUGAAUGCAGGUGUUCAGCACGGACAGAAGAAGCAGGAGGGACAGGGUGCUGGGUCAUCCCAUUGA